Messenger RNA from Pelobates cultripes (western spadefoot toad), 22497 nucleotides. The record is from the annotation of a GenBank genome assembly. Lineage: Eukaryota; Metazoa; Chordata; Amphibia; Anura; Pelobatidae.
CUUCUCGCUGUGCUUUUGUCCGUUUGCUUUCAUUGUCAAUAAAGUUAUUUAAAAAAAAAAAACCGUGCUAGCUCGUUGUUGUGGCCGUGAAACCCCUGCGAAGACUACAUUUCCCGGCACGCAGUGCGCGCAGAAGUGACAGCAGAGGGGGGAAGAUCAUCAUGUCGGCUGUGAGGGGUGCUGGUGCAUUGCUAGGUGACUGAGCCUUCCCUGUUAUUGUUGUUUGGAGCUGUGGGGGUCUCCAGGUCGCUCUGUCUCCGGGGAGCUGUCCAUGCUGAGUCCCUCCAGGCCUGGCAGGGCCCAAGCUGCAGCCUCAGAGCUCACCUGACCUUUGGACUCCCUAACCUGAGCCCUACAAACAGGCUGCUAUGGGUGUACAGCUGGUCACUGCAUGGGGGGUGGGGAGGGGGUCUGUGUGUUAAUACCUAAUUAAUGUUAUCUGACUGCUUUGUCAUUGUAUUAUCAUUCAUAUUUCUUUUGCAGGUUAAAGAGACAGAGGGCUAUAUUAUUAUUAUUAUUAUUAUUAUUAUUAUUAUUGUAUUAUAUAGCGCCAUCAGAUUCCGUAGCGCUGUACAAAGGGUGGACUAACAGAUCUUACUCAUGUAAACACAAAUGUUAUUAGACUAUGAUUAAUAUUAUUAUUAUUAUUAAUAAAGCGCCAACAGAUUCCGUAGCGCUGUACAAAGGGUGGACUAACAGAUCUUACUUGUGUAAAUACAAAUGUUAUUAGACUAUGAUUAAUAUUAUUUAUAAAGCGCCAACAGAUUCCGUAGUGCUGUACAAAGGGUGGACUAACAGAUCUUACUCAUGUAAAUACAAAUGUUAUUAGACUAUGAUUAUUAUUAUUUAUAUAGCGCCAUCAGAUUCCGUAGCGCUGUACAAAGGGUGGACUAACAGAUCUUACUCAUGUAAAUACAAAUGUUAUUAGACUAUGAUUAUUAUUAUUUAUAUAGCGCCAUCAGAUUCCGUAGUGCUGUACAAAGGGUGGACUAACAGAUCUUACUCAUGUAAAUACAAAUGUUAUUAGACUAUGAUUAAUAUUAUUAUUAUUAUUUAUAUAGCGCCAUCAGAUUCCGUAGCGCUGUACAAAGGGUGGACUAGCAGAUCUUACUCAUGUAAAUACAAAUGUUAUUAGGCUAUGAAUAAUAUUAUUUAUAAAGCGCCAACAGAUACCGUAGCGCUGUACAAAGGGUGGACUAACAGAUCUUACUCAUGUAAAUACAAAUGUUAUUAGGCUAUGAUUAAUAUUAUUUAUAAAGCGCCAACAGAUUCCGCAGCGCUGUACAAUAGGAGGGCUAACAGACAAGUAUUUGCAACAAGAGGAGUUGGAGUCACAAGAACAGAGGGUGUUGAGGGCAGGGAAUGCUACCAUAGAGUUUACUUAUAAAAUAUAGAAUUAGUGGGGAACAUGACUUGUAUGUUUACACAUAUGCUCUGUGAACCCUGAUCUAUUACAGUUUUGAUAAUGUCAUGUUACAGGUAAAAUUGGUCAUUUAGUACCUUUUCGUUGUAUAGGAUUUAGUCAGUGACUUGAAUUCGUAGGUUACUUUUUCUAUUCUUGUUUUGGUUCAUUGAACUUGUUCUGUUUUGACGCAGAGAUGUUGUAUUUUUGAGCAUGUUCCUGUGUUUUCCGAUAUGUGCCUGAUAACUCUAAAGCUUGCAUGUGCGUAGAGAAGUCGGUCUGUAAAUAUUAGCUUUCCUGUUAUUAGCUUAAAUUAUUAAAAUGGUUCAAGAAUAGAGAACACAGAAAGCUAGAUAAAAAUAAAUAAUAAUCAUGACUAGACUCUAAAUUACCCAGUUAAACCAUAAACAUUUGUUGUAUUAUUUCCUGUGUUUGUAUUAAUAUUUUUUUGUGAAUUUUUUUAUUUAUUUAUUUAUUUUUACCUUAAAUUUCCUUCCUUCAACUGCAGGUUUUCUGCUUUUGUUACAGUGUACCUGCUUUUGUCAGAAAAAAAUCCCACCUUGUAUAUUUGAUGUAUCCCACCUUGAGAUAUUUGUAUAUUUUACUAUAUAUCAUAAAUAAAAAAGAAAGUUUUUUUUUUUUUUUCAUGUGUGCAGGUGAAUAUGACCUUAUAUACAGUAUUUGCAAAUUGAGAAAAGUAAAAUGCAAAUGUAUAAAAUGUGAAUUAAAAUGACAUAGAAUUUAAACAUACAUGUAGACCAUUCUAAUAUACAUAUACUGUUACCUGAGGGAAUUUAGAUUUAACUCAGUUUUGUUGCUUCUUAUUAAUCUAUAAGUUAAUAUUCAAAAUAUAAACGGUUAAUUGAAACCUGAAUUGCAAAAUGUGCUACUUUUUGUAGAAUAACAUAGAAACAGCACAUUUUUUUUUUAAAUGGGAUAAAAAUUCUUCAACAUGUCUCCUUCUAGAACACGGCACAGUUUUUUUUUUUCAAACCGUGACUGUUUUAACUAUUAAUUCUCUUUAGUUUGAUGCAGGUCGUUUAGGAGUACAGACUUUGUUUUGAACAUUACCCAGAAACAAUAUGGCAGACACUACGGUAGACACUAAGCCUCUUUACCAAACACGAUUUGAAGCAGCUGUCAGUGUAAUACAAAGUCUGCCCAAAAAUGGUAUGUAUUUGCAAGAAGCAGCAUUUGCUAUAUUAUUUCCAUUGAAAGGGUUAAUAUAGACUGGAAGAAAACCCUGUUUUGUAAAGGCAAUAUAUAGAUCAGGGGUGCCCAAAAGGCAGAUCCUUAGAUGUUGUAGAACUACAAAUGAGAGAGAGAGACUCAUUCUGGUUAUUUAUUUCUUUUUUCCAUCAUUUUAAUUUUUUGUUAUGUUUGUUUUCCCCUUUUCCCAUUAUGGUUAUAUUUGUAUGGGUGUCUUUUUAUUUAUAUUUUUUAUUACAACUUGUUGUGAUAUAGUCAGCAUUUGCAGAAUCUUGCAUAAAUAUUAGUAACGAUUAAAAUGCCACCUCUUUAUGGUUCCAAAUGUGUUUCUAUGUCAUGUACUUAAAAGUAUAUUAAUUUUCUGCCUUGCAACAUUUUUUUAGGGUCAUUUCAGCCCUCAAAUGAAAUGAUGCUGAAAUUCUACAGCUUUUAUAAACAAGCAACCUUAGGACCCUGUAAUACUUCAAAACCUCAGUUUUGGGAUCCCGUUGGACGAUAUAAAUGGUGAGUUCCCAUUUUCUGGGAAGUUGUUACUGGCAAGUGUAUCAACUUCCUUGCGUUGAUUUGCUUUAGAACUGUUACUCUUUUUUUUUUUUUUUCAUUCUUUAUUUUUGCAGUGCAUUGAGAUAUGACAAACGAGCAUGCGGUACCCCAACGGCAAUCCUCAUGCUUUUCGAGAAACCGUUAUAACAUUAGGGUUUGGUUAGUACUUGCACAUUUUUAUAUUAUAGGUUAAGAGAGGGUUUAGGUAAAUUGAAUAGUACAACUUGGUGAGGUUAAAACAGGCUUAUACGAUUCGAGAGCAUGUUAAAGGUUAAAGAGGCUUAAUCUUACUACAGGUUUGGCAUGUCAUAUUAUACAGCUUUAUAAUGCAGUGGUUCUGCGCAGUUAUACAAUCCAUUUGGAUUGACAGGGUGGACUAUGUGUUUGCAUGCUAUGUGUGUUGAAGGGUAUUAUGUUAGUGUCUAUGGUGAGGCAGUGGAGGCAGGGUUUGGUGUCUAGCAUGUUCAUGAAUAGGCACUUUUUUUAUAUUUUAUAGGGGGGGAGGGGUAUUUUCAUUAUCCCGCCACAAACUAUGAGUGUAGAUGUGGGAGCGCUGCUGUGCUCUGUCAGUUUGAGGUGGGCUGUGCAGGGCUCUUUGUGCCAUUAGGUGCGAACUAUCUACAAAUUCAAACAUGGUGAAUAUUCCCUCAAAGACAACAUAUAAGCAAAAUCAUUAAAUAUGCAACAGGGCAGGCAAUAAACUUCUGGUAUUAGUUGGGUUUGUGAAAAGUAUGCUUGUGUCCUCGUUCUGCUUCCCCUGGAGGGGCUAAGUGUCCAGCGUCAAACCGGUCCCCAGAGGCUGUUGUCGUUCCGUGGUCUUGGAGCUCCCGGCGCUUGGAACAAAGGGGAUGAUGUGUUCUGGGUCCCAGCUAUCUGUGGUCGGCCUCCCAUGUGGGGCAGCAGCGAUCGGGAUGUCCAGUCCCAGUGCCUUCAGAAACUCGGGUACGCCCUCCAUUGAGGUGAGUGUGUGGUGAGUUCCAUUCCGGUGCACCAUUACGGAACCGUUGGGCCCCCAUCUGUAUUCAAUGCCCACCGACCUCAAGCCACUGGUGAGAGAAGAGAAGGUUUUCCUCCAGGUGAGGGUGGCUUUCAUUAGGUACUGGAAGAAGUACAGUGUAGUUCCUUCAAAAUCCAGUGGUGUUUUCCCUUUAAGGGCCGCCAUGAGCUGAAGUUUGUCCUGUAUUGUUGGACAUCUGAGUAUCACAUCUCGGGCUGUGUUUUUCGGUGCCCUGGCGGAUGAGGGUAGGCGAUAUAUCUCUGCUGUGGCUAGUUUUUUCGCUGCGGCUGUAGGCAAGGUUGUGGCUAUGAGGCGCCUGGAGUAGUGUGGUAGUUCGUUUGGUGUGAUUUCCGCAGGGAUGCCCCUUAUCUUUAUAUUAGUGCGUCUUUGUUUGUCUUCCAGAGCAGUGAGAUGUGCAGUUAUGGCUCUAUGUUGUGCAUAUACUUGCUGCACUGAUUCUUGUAGGUCAGAGAGAUGUUCCUGCAGGCUCGUGAUGUCUUUUUCGGUUGCCUGCACCCUGCUGGUAAUUACUUUGAUGUCUUUUUUGAUGGGAGCAAGUUUCGUCGCUAGAAUUGUGUGAAAGUCCGUCAGCAGGGUUUUUAGAUCCUGUCUGGUGAUUGGGGCUGUGUCGGCUGCAUCAUCCCUCUGUUUUGGGCUCUCUACCUGGGUGUCCUUGGAGGCCGCCAUUUCUGGGUGGUGAGUGUGGGCUGCGGGGCACGGAGGUUCAGCAGGGGCGGUUUUGGCCUGCAUAGGCCUCUGAAGCAUGGCCCCGAUAUCCCUGCUGUCUGCUGUGUGUUGUGGUCGUUGGGAGCGGCGACCCAUAGCUGGCAUGUGUGCCGGUGAGUCUGUCGUCUUGGGGGUCACCCAGUCCCACACUUGCCUUGCCACUGUGCCACUCAGGAUCGCCUCCAGGCCUGUGUGCGUCAGUGUGGGGUAGGCCCGGUUCUCUUUCUCCGCUUGGGUUGAUGGCGGCCGCAAAGAACGGCAUCUACUGCUUCAGGAUGGGUUGGAGGGUCUGUGUGUACCCUUUCUGUAGCUGGAUGGGCCUGUUGUGGCGUGAUUUUCCCGGAUUUAACGCGGUUUGUGGAGGAGCACAGAAGAAUGGCGUCUCCCCAGGUUGAUGGUCAGGCUCCGCCCCCCCUAGAACUGUUACUCUUACGUUAAAAUUGUUACUUUUACUCCUGUGAAGUAAAUAAAUAUACACAAUUGUCUUAAAAUGCAGCAGUAAUUAAACACCAGGUAAGCCUAUCAUUGCUUCAGCCAUACUAACCGGUAACAGCAACUGACUGGCAGAGCUGGGGGAGGGGGAAUAAAUAUUAGAGAGUCUGAGAAUUUUUCACAAUUCUGCUUCUUUUGCCUGAAUCCUGCACAUCACUUACUGUUCAAUGAAUAAAAGGUCUUUGGCAUUUAAUGAUGUAUUUCAAAUAUGAAUUGAUUUGAUAUUUUAGGGAUGCUUGGAGCGCUCUAGGUGACAUGUCUAAAGAAGAUGCCAUGAUUGCGUAUGUGGAGGAAAUGAAAAAGGUUCGUAGUUGUAGGUUUUAAUUUUGUUAUAAUUAUAAUAAUUGUAAAAAAAAAAUAAAAAAAAAAUUAAAUGAAAAAAUAGUGUUUACAUGUACUUUGGUAUUUCCUAAGCUCAUAUCCACGUUUUUUUAUUUGGACAGAAAUGAAGCAAUUUCCCUAUUAACUUUACGAAGUACAUCUAAUUUUACAUGUACCUCUCACUGGCUAUAUAGUAUUCGGUAGUAAAAAGGAUUUGCCUUUUUAUUUUUUGCGAUAGCAAUAUAGUAUAAUACGGCAUACUAACCAGUCGGGUGCUUAAAGUUUUAAUCUUUGGAAGCAGGGCCAACAAGUAAAAAAGAAAACCAAUAACAAAUGAUGUAAGUUUGCCAUUUGAAAGACAUUUCAUAAUUGCAUACAUCUAUGAACUAAUUAAUUUGUGUGUGUGUGUGUAUAUAUAGGAUGUUACUGUAAUUAUAAUAACAAGGUAACCUCUGAUCCCAUGCGUAGCAGUCAAGCAAAUAAACACUGUGAUAAUAAGGUACCAACAAUACAGUACUCACAAGUGGAAUGUGUUAUACAAGAGUAAGAAAACUCUUUGAAUAAUUAUUUCAGCACAGUUACUCCAGACUCCCUGCGAUGGCACUUAUUUAUUUUAUUAUUUAUUUAUAAAAUAUUGUCCCCAGGAAAGAUACCUUGAGAUUUCUCUCAUUUUCACUUGUUUGGUAGUUCAUUUUGUGUCACAUAUCUUACAUAUCUUACUCCUUUCUGUUUUUUUUUUGUGUGUGUUACUUUUUAUUUUUCUUGCUUGUAAGACAUAUGAGUGUGUUUCUAGUGUAGAAAGUGUGAGAAAUGUAGGGAAUGCGCAGAAUUCUGAGAACAGAAUAUGCUCCAGGGUAGUAAACCUAAAGUGCAUGUUGUUACGGGCUUCAGUGCUGGCUAAUUAUUUUAAACUACAUUUCCAAUAUGACCCCGGCAACUCUAGAUUAGCUGUUAACUUGAAUACUAAAUUCUUACUCUGCAGUGCAGUUGUAGAUAAUCUUGUUUGGUAGCUUCCUUAGAACUGUCAUUUAUUCAUAUAAUAUGGUGGUAUUUGGGUUAUGACGUAAGUGAUGUAAAACUUCCCUCUGAUGCAUCUUCGUCUGCCUUGCAGUCUAUCACAUCUAGAAUAGCUGCGCCAAAUAGGGUGAGUUCUCAGGUAUAAUAAAAAAAAACACCUCUUACUAAAAUACAGACAUAGAAAUGUUUCUAAUUUUUAUGAAUUUUUUUUAAAUUUUUUUUUUGGGAUUAUUUGUGACUUUUCAAAUACAUUGCAAAAGAUAAUGAGGUAAACUAAAAAAGCAGCAUGGAAUUUCAAAGUCUCAUUUAGAUCAUCCAUUGAAAAUAAGUUAAAUGAUUGCAAUGAUAUGCGUCGCUAAUGUUGGUGUUGUGUGUGUUUGUGUGUUUCUUUCAAUGUUCUGGAUGGAUAUUCUGUUACCCUAAGCAUACCUUACGGAAUAUGGCUAGGCUAACAGGCAGUGGUGAUUGCUAUGCUAUGUUGUGACCUCUUGCAUUUUGGAAACUAGAUCCUUGAGACCAUGCCAAUCACGGAGAAAGUGGAAGAAUUACUUCAAGUCAUAGGUCCAUUUUAUGAACUAGUGGACGACAAAAAACAUGGCAGAGGAUCUGGUGUAUCAUCAGGUUGGGCUAACUUCUGCUUUCUAUUUUAGCGCAAACCUAGUCAAUAUGUUCCUUCUCCACUUGCUGUACAUUUCAAUCUGUCAGAUCUUUCUGUUCUCUUUUCUUUCACAUGACAGUACGGCUGGACAAAGUUACUAAAUCUCUAGAAGGUAGGAAUAAAAGAAGAAACACAAUGUGUUUUACUGUAAAGAGGAAGUACUAUUAUUUGACUUAUUUAAAGCAACCUUUUCAUUUUGUUACAUCAUUUCCAGCUUUGAAUGUGGCUUUUGUUUUCAUGUUAUACAUCCUUUUUCUUAGUAGCUGUCUGUAUCGUCAUUAUAUAGUGUUGAAGGAUCAUAUUAAAGAGGAAUUUACAUUUUCUGUUUAUGUAUUCAUGUAUUUAACAUUUAAGAUCUGAUAAAUAACAUGAAAAUGUGGAAAUCCACACCUCAAUUUUCUGCACCUAGGUUCCUCUACCGUAGCCACCUGUCAGUCAUUGUUUUAAACUCUCUGUCUUCAACCCACCCACCCUCCUCCAGCAGUCCGCACAGACAAAGCAUACAGAGAAGUGGAGAAUUAAAACAAUGUUACUGACUUUGUCUUUUGUGACAAAGCAUCUGUGUCUAAAUUGAAUGCAUCUCAUGAAAAAAAGUUAGCACAGGUUAGGUGAUAUACAAUGUUUUAUUGAAUGGUGUUUAUUCCAGAGAAGUUACAGUUCACUGUUUUUUUUAUAAUGGCAAUGUAUCACGUGUGUUCCUUAACAGUGUAAUCUGAGCCUGUCACCUGGAAAAAAUAUUUUACGACGAUUUAUAAUGAUGCAUACAAACUUUGGCUUUUAACAUCCAACAAUAUUAAGCAAAUACACUUAUACAUACAUACUACUGUUUUACCUAUGGUACUAUGGGUAUAUUGGUUACUUCCUAAUUUCUGUUUGUAACGAUAAGAAAUACUUUCUGCUACGUAACUCUUCUAUGUACAUUUAACAAAUGUUUAAAGCCAAUAUAAACUAUUUCUUUUCCUCCUUGUGGUACUUCCCUGUUACAAGGUGACAUUCUUGUGCCGUAUCAUUUUUGUUCUUAGCCAAAUCUUCCACAAUCCUUUUUAUUUUUGUGAAACAGUUUCUUAAUACCUUGUGCAAAAUUGGCAUGUGAUGCAGAGAAUUAGUGUUGCAUUGUGGGUGUUUUCAACGUUGACUCAGUCUGUGACCUGAAAUGGAAUGUGACUGGCAUAGAUAUACUUUAAAAGUGGAAAUACACACUAGUGGAAAGAGCGUUCUGAUGCACAUUUUCCCUUCUAACCAAGUAUGUUUAAUGGCUUCUCUUAGACUGCAGUCUUGGUCAGAAAUAUCUAAUUUUUAGUUUGUAACCGCGGCUGGUUCCCUUAUUUACCACUAUAAUGUCUUAAAGCAUAGAACUUAGUAGGGCUAACCAUACAGAUAUCUAUAUAAUUUUAUAUAGUGUAAGAGAUCCUCUAUUUAACAUAUAUAAAUAAUUGAGAAUACAAUAUAAAAUAAGGAUUGUCUUGGAAGCAAUAGUUUUGUCUUUUAGAUAUUUAUUAUAUAAAAUCCAUUAUAGUAGAGUUUAUAAGAUUAAAUUAAAUGCUUGCAAAUAUCAUUAAUAGGUUAACAUACCCUUCUGAACAUGUCAUCAUGUCAGCCUCUCUGUCAUUUUAAGAUGGAGCAGUGUCUGUCUCCAAGUCUCUCCUCUGUGUCUUAACAUUUAAAAGUACACCUAUUUAUACCUUAGGUGUCUCCAUUUUAGGGUUACCGUACUUCAUAUAUGAAAAAGUAACACUUCUUUUAGUUUUUUUUUAGAUUUUUAGGACCUCCCUUAACUUGGCAAACAUACAAGGCUAUAACUAAAGGGUGCAUACCUCAUGGAAAUUUUCCUGACUUAGUUCAAGAUGGCAUCUGAACUAAGGAUGAACUAAGGAUGUCUGGACAUCCUUAUCUACUUAAGAUUACCACAGUAUAUUACAUACUGAAAGAGUGGUAGUAUAGCCUUGAAGCUUGUUUAUGCAUUAUUGUUAUUGUAAUUCGUCUAGGACAAAAUGCCACAGACAUAUUAUACACUGAGGUUAUUGCUUAAAGAAACAGUUAUGAAAAACAAUAUGUUCCAUUUCUAACACCUUGUCAGUUUGCAAUAUCUCUUAAAGACAAAGUACACAGUUUAAGAAAUACAAUAUUUCAUUCUAAAACUUGUAAUAUUUGCAUUUGCCCAUAAGUUUAUUUGCAAAUGUUUCUGUUCAUCAUACCGGUCUGAUUUCAUUAUUGAAAGACUUGGCAUUUGUGAUCCAUUUUCCCACCUUCAUUCUCUAGGUGCUGCAAGUUUAUACCCUAAGCAACAGUCUUUUUAUUUUCCUGCAGUGUGAUAUUUUCUGCAUAGGCUGAAUGUUUCUUUUUUUUCUAUUUGUUUUUAUUUAUUUGUAGGUUCAUCUUAAGUUAAACAGUAAGACUCGCAGGUCUAAUCAUUUAUAUAACAUUUGCAUAACAUAAACAAGGAAAACUCAGGAUCCAUGAGCGAAAUAUACGUUUUGAAGACCCAUUGGCUUGCCGGCUCAUGUUAUAAUGGGACUCGCAGUUCAGAGUCGACUUUCUGGGGAGUAGAUCUAGUUAACCUCUCCCUACUUUAGGGUACAUAUAUGCUCACUUCUGCUAUAACAUUGAGUUUAUCACCUUAGUUUUUGUAAACUCCAGGUUUCAAUCUUAAGUGGAAGCUUACACAUAUUAUGUAGCUUAUAUUAUUUGCUCGGGGUCUAGUUUCCCCCCAUGACUUUUACCUAUGGCAGAGCCCGAGUGUUGCUUAGGUUUCUCUGCACCUCCUCUGUGGUGCCUGAAUCCUUGUCCUUAGCUAUUACGUGUUAGGUGUCGAUUUUCUGUUGAAAAUGGGCGUCUCUGUUGUGCGCGGGUGUGAUGGGGUGUGUGUCUAUCUAAUUGCCAUACGUUCGUUAUGUUUUGCUAUAUUCACGUCUAAUUGCCAGGUAUCCAAGCCACAGAGUGUCCUGGAUCACUGUGCCACUGAUCAGGUAUCAUUGUCUUUUUUUUUCAUUUUCCAUCUUCUAUUUCUCGUUUUGUUUAUCCUUAUUACUCUCCUUGUUUAUUAUGCUAUUUGUCUGUCUCAUAAUUGGCCCGUAUGGCCUCGAUCCCGGUUCCCCCAGGCCCCAGUAGUCUCGUAGGGGGGUAAGGAAAGGGUUAGGAGCAGUGGGUAACGGGCUAUGAUAUGUGGGGUGCGAUUCCUCCCGUAAGGAUCAGGUCAGUUGGUACCCCUGCUGUGUUUACCGGUGCGUCUCCAUCACGACGUUAACGGGAGAUGUAAAAGAACCAGGGCAUCCACAGCUCCGCAUGCCUGGUUCCUCGUCCUGUCAGAGUAGCAUGUGCUUCUUCUGCUCCCUGAAUAUCUUCUACUCUUCGAAUCCACUCUUUUCUAGUAGGUACUUCACUCUUUUUCCAGUGGGCUGGUAUGUUGGCCUUGGCGGCAUUAAGCAGGUGUCGUAAUAUCGAUUUCUUGUACGACGAUAACCCUAACAAUCCCUAUGUACUAUGUCAUCGAAAAGGUAUAAUGGGGCCCGGUCAGAGUGCUUCAAGUGUGCUUCUGCCUAACACUUCCUGGAUACAUUAGAGUGUGGGAUUGGACAUAGUGGCGGGUGUGGGUCAGGCUGCGUCAAGGUUCAUUUAUGUACAACAAUAAUCAAGAUUGUUUCCCUCCGCCUCCCCACCCACUCCACCCCUCUCCCUCUCUGCAGAUCAGAGUCGUUGGGUCUAAGUACAUGUGACCCAAAUUAAAGUCCUCGUCUGCAAUAAAGUGUCCCCAUCGCAGCGUUUGAGUUCAGGGUUUCUUGGCUGGUUAAUGGUUACCCGGAGGGACUGUUGUAUUCACUUCCCGCUUCCCCCCUACACCCUCCACCCCAAGGUUGUGUCCGCUAGCCCCGUGUUGGAUAUCAUCCAGGGUAUAAAAAUAGGGAGUCAAGUGUAUGUCCCGGAUGCUUGCUCCAUGGGUGUGUGACCCCCCUUUGUGUGCCCACAAGCCCGUUUUUCCCCCCUCCCCAAGCCCCUAUACGUUAUCCAAUUGUACCUGUUGGUGUAUCGUACACCAAUCCUGCUCAUCUUGGGCAUCAGGAGGCAUGUGUGGUUCGCAAGUGUCCAGUUGCAGGGGUCAAUCUCGCUAAGGUCAGCUUUGUUAGUUGGUGCCAUUGGAUGUCGGUUUGGGUUGGUUGUCGAGGAGUUUUGUGUGGCGGUUGUUGAUGUGGGUAGGUAGAUGCAUUCAUUCCUCCGGGGAUGUUGGGUCUCCGCGCCUUCCAGCGUGUUGCCUGGGCCCUCUCUGUGGUCUCGAUGGCAGGCCUCAGGAUCCCAGUAUCCAGUUGGGGACCGGCGGUGAGGGGAGGCCCAGUUCUCCCAUAAACUUGUGAUACCUCUUCCGGCCAUCUCAUGGUGAUCCAUUUAUUCUGGUGUCUAGCCAUCAAGGCAAAGGGGAAUCCCCAUUUGUAUGGUAUAUUAUGGUCUCUCAAUAUCGCUGUCACCGGGCGAAGAGCCCGCCUGGCCUCCAGUGUGAUGGGAGACAAGUCAUUAUAGAUCGAAACUUGAGCCCCUCUAAAGGGCCAGGCCGGCCGUUCCCAGGCUUUCGCCAUAAUAGUGUUCUUCACCGGGAAGGAGUGUAUGCAACAUAUUAGGUCCCGCGGCCCGUCUUCCACAGCUCGGGACCUUAGGGUCCCUGUGUGCCCUCUCAAAUUCUAUCUGUGGUGGUGGGGACGGUUGCAAUAGAGAAUGGAAGCGCUCCGUAAGUAUUUCUUUAGCAUUUUCCGCCCCUUCGGCUUCUGGCACACCGCGGACAUGGAUAUUGCAUCUCCUGCCUCUGUUGUCCACAUCUUCAAGAGGUCGGCACAUGGAGAGCAGCAUCUCGCCUUGGCGUGCAACCGCUGUGUCAGUAGUUGCCAUGCGGGCUGUGAGGGCUGCAUUUGCCUCCUCCGUCGUGGUGAUGUGGCCUGCUUGCGCGGUUAGCUCUGUGCGGAUCCCUGUCCUCAGCGUGUCCUGGAUGGUAGCUGUUAUAGCCUGGAGGUCGGCUUUUGUCACCAUUGAGGCCGUCAGGUCCCAUAGUGUGCCUUCAAUUCUAUCUAAGGCCGGGAACUCCUGCCCCGGACUGGAUGUCGACGCCAUUUUGGGACCUACAGAGUCCCCGCUUGCCCCGGGCUGUGGCUGUAGAAAUCCAUCCAGCGGGCCCUGUUGGGGGUUCCUUGGGGUCAGAGAUUGCUCAGGGCGUUUAGUGCGCCCCAUUAAGCUUAAAUUGCUGCGCUUUUACUGCUGUAUUGGGAUCCGGUGGAGCGGAGCUUUCUCUUUACGCAGCCAUCUUGGUCAGAGCCGGAACCACGCCCCCUGAAUGUUUCUAUGUGUUAUGUGAAAUGUCUUCAGCAAUGUUUGUGAAAGAGGCAGACGAAGCAUACUAGACCUUGUCUCAACUUGAAAUAUUCUGUUGUAUUGUACAAUGGCUUAUUGGGAGAAUUUAUAGUGGCACCAUCUCCAAAUUAAAACAGCGCCCUAUUCAAUGGGCUAUAAUAACAUGCUUGCUGACAGAGGGGACUAACAUACUGGAUGAAUUUUGCACUAGUCUAGUAUUUUAGCAGAGGUAUACAUUAACAUUAUUUGUAUGUAAUCGAAAAAUUAACUCCGUAUUUGGCUAAACAAGGUUUAUGGGUUAUGACCAAUACGUGGGGUGUCGUGAUAAUAGGAAGUGCUGCAAAUUGUUAGUGCAGUGUAUUUUGUUAUUGCUUUGCAUGUUCAGUGAUUUUGAAAGCAAACAUAAAUGAGAAGGUGCUUGGUGUACUUUUGCUGUUGAACUACACGUCCAAUGCAUAUUCACCCCAUGCACCGAGAAGCUGUUGGCACUGCUGUGUAGAUAUAUUCGGCAAUUCAGAAAAGACUGACUCUUUUGAUGUUGCCAGAUUGCUACAGGGAAAUUGUGUAAAUCUGGCAAUGCCAAAAAUACUGAGACAAAUCCACCUGUCGUUGUAACACUUGGGCAGAUACAAACAGUGGAGGACGGCUCUGGGUGACAGGAAAUUAUAUAGUUUUUGUCAAAUCAGUAAAAAACUUCUUGACAAAUUCAGAGGGACAUUACUUAAAAUCUGUAGCACUAUCAUCACUUUAUAUAACAAAAACUAGUGGUUAUGGUACUUGCAACAUCCUUUAUGUUUUUCCUUAGUUAAGAAUUGUUUUGAAUCUCUUCGUCUAUAAAAUAAUUGAAACAAUUUACAUAUAUAAACUUAGUCUGCCUGUUUUUGUGAAUUCUUUAGAGCUCAGCAGUGCCCUGACCUCUACACCAAAUUGUAAGGCUGUUAAUGGUAAGACAGAAAGUAGUGACAGUGGAGCAGAGUCGCAAGAAGAAGGUACAACAAGGCAUGAAAGCGAUGAUGAAGAAGAAGAAGAAGAAAGUGAAAAGGGUAUUUUAAGUUAGUUGUAAAAUUUUAUAAAUUAUCGUUUUACUUUCCUUUCUUGAAUACUGCAUUGCAGGUCUACUACAAAAUGAAGAUCCGUUUCCUUGAUUAGCUCUUUGAAGAAGUGGACACUGUUUAUUUUUGUUUAGUGGAAGAAAAGGCAUAGCUAAUUUUUCGGCGGAGGGGGGGUGGAGGGGUUUAUCGGUUAUUCCUUAAACUUAGAAUUGUAGACCAUUUUUAGUCCCCUGGCCAAUUGUCCACAUUUCCCUGUGUGUUCUUGUAUUUCUUUUUAUUUUGUAGUCCUUUACCAUUUUGCGUUGUUCAGACUUUUUUUGUUUGUGAGUUACGUUUUCUUGGUUUAUUCAUGCUUGCACACCUCAAUGCCGUGCAGUGUUUUUGAUCAUCCACAUGUGGGUUAUACGGGGAGAUACAGUUAUGCCUGUUUUUGUGUUUUAUGAUAGAAGAACAGGAACAGGAUUCAGCAGUUCAAACAACCCCAAAGACCGCUGUUGCUAAUGGCUUACUGAUGAAUCACAGUGACUACAUUUCAGAUAUGGCCAAUUACACCCCUACUAAAUCGUCUCUUAAUGAGGCCAACGAUGAGAUGGAUGUAAAUGAGAAGAAACUUGAUGCAGUGGAUGUUGAAGGUCCUUUAGAAAGAGGCGACGGUAUAUCUAGGUUUCUCUUUUUUUUUUUUUUUUUUUUGAGUUUCAAAGAAAGCUAAAAUUCACAGUAUCAGCCUGCAACCACUCAUAUCACAUCCUGCUAUUCUCUCCAGUAAUAUACUGAGAUCAGGGAGUUAUAUCACAGUAACAGCGAUCACUCAGAUCACACACUGCUAUUCUCUCCAGUAAUAUACUGAGAUCAGGGAGUUAUAUCACAGUAACAGCGAUCACUCAGAUCACACACUGCUAUUCUCUCCAGUAAUAUACUGAGAUCAGGGAGUUAUAUCACAGUAACAGCGAUCACUUAGAUCACACACUGCUAUUCUCUCCAGUAAUAUACUGAGAUCAGGGAGUUAUAUCACAGUAACAGCGAUCACUCUGAUCACAUAUGGCUAUUCUCUCCAGUAAUAUACUGAGAUCAGGGAGUUAUAUCACAGUAAUGGCAAUCACUCAGAUCUCACACUGCUAUUCUAUCCAGUAAUAUACUGAGAUCAGGGAGUUAUAUCACAGUAACAGCGAUCACUCUCAUCACAUACGGCUAUUCUCUCCAGUAAUAUACUGAGAUUAGGGAGUUAUAUCACAGUAACAGCGAUCACUCAGAUCACAUACGGCUAUUCUCUCCAGUAAUAUACUGAGAUCAGGGAGAUGGUCUGUCUGCCAUUUAAAAAAAAUCUGAAUUGCACACCCUGAUGCUUGCAAACAGCACAGCAUUGGAAGAUCAUUGGCAAUUAAACAUGGCAAAUUCAACUACAUUUAACACUUUAUUUCAACAUGCUUUCCUUUUUUUCCCUUUAUUUUAAAUCUGUUGUAAAGUCUAUGUAAACGUUUGUUUACAUAAUAACGAAGGGUGCUGUAACCUGCUCUGUUGUCAUUUUGACCUGGGUUGCUCAUGUUUACACACAGGCCAUUUUUGAAUAUCUUGAUCCAUUAAUCAUUUCCUAACUAGAAACAGCCAGGGAAUGUUCAUGUGGUCUGUUAUUGCUUCUGUGGUACAACCAAUUCACCUAAAGUACUAGGACUCGUUUUACGUUUGCUUAAACUUUAAAGUUAAGAUACCAUUAUAGGUAAAUGUAGCAAUACCAUAUAAACUGUUUUAAGCAACUGCUUAAAUCUUUCAUUGGCACAAUGUCAUAGCUAGUAAUCUUCCAUGUUUACCCAGAAUGUCUUGGAUUUGUGAUGACAUUGUGACAAUGUAAUACUGUCUAUGGACAGAAGGUAGCACUUGUCUUACUAUGUGCUGUAAAGUCUGAUUUCAAACCCUGUGUCACGUGGCUCGGUUCCUUUCUACUAAUAAACGGUAGAACGUAAUACACCCGAAAAAAAACAUGGACCUGAAUCUUAAUAAGCAUAACAAAUGCUUAGAUUGUCAGCUCAGGCUGUCUAUGCAGCCUCUUUAAUCUCAUACUGCUGCAUUUUCGUAUUUCGUUAAAAAUGAAAUUCUGUUUGAACUGUCUUGUCUGUUCCUUUGAACAUACCACAGUGCCUUCCUCAUUUUAAAUGUGAAUUUUUUUAUUUCCCAUCCCCACUGUCAGCUAAAUAUAUCCAGUGCAGCCUCAGGGAACAUUGGGUUCUGAAGAGUAAUUUGCCACUUAGUAAAUCAGUUCUCUCAGUUAUAAUUACAUUUUUUUUUUGCUCUUGAGUACCUUGUUUUUAUCAAAAUCCCAUUAAACUGAAAUAAAGUGCAGAUGGAUAGGGAGGUGAGCAAACAGAGAUUAUCCAGGAGGGAAACUGUUCAUUAUUUAGAAUAUAAGAUGUCUAAUAUAUAGGAUUUGCGAUCCCUUCCGGUUCUCUUAAUUAGAAUUGUACAUUGUUUGUUUUGUACAAAUUUACGUUUUCCUCAUUGAGCUUAAAACAAAAAUGAGUAAAAAUGUAAAAACUAUCAUUACUGCUACAUAUUUAUUUCAUAAAGCGGAUUUGAUUAUUUGUGUCUCUUGCUUAUAGAAGAGGAUUGCCCAGAUGAUCUUGUUGCAAUGCAACAUUUGACAAGUGAUUCGGACAGUGAGAUUUUCUGUGAUUCUAUGGAGCAGUUUGGACAAGAAGAGGUAAGCAUCUCAGUCUGACCUGGGUAGACCGAUCACUGCGUGGAAAAUUAUUUUUUUUUAAAAAACAAAACAACUGAAUAUGGCUCCCUCCAUGAGACACAUUUAGGAACUCUGCCUCAAAAGGAAAAGUUGCAUCCGUCAAUGUUUACCAUGCAGCUAUUUGCAAAGCAUUGUGGGGAUGCUAAAUGCACCAUCGACAUCCGAAUCCCAAGCAUGGGACCCUGUGAAGACUGUACCAUUUGUUCCCAAAAGCAGCGAUAACCUGAGACUGUCAUGGGCAAUCAUACCUACGCAAUCCUGUCUUACAUACAAUGCUUUCUUCCUUUUCUCUGUUUUUUUCUUAAAUUUUUCAUUUCCAGUUUGGUUUACCUGAAAUUUAGAUUGUAUGCAUUUAAUCUCCUUCAUACAUGCUCAUGAUUCCCAAAACUCCUAACUUGGUCCUUACCAGCCAGCGGGCAACAAACCACACCGGAGUUGAGCCAGGGGCUCUUGUUCAACUCACACCCUCAGUGGCCCCCUCAGGUUAGGGGUCGAUACGAGAUCCCGCUUAACGUCGCAACCUUCACUAACCCCCUAGUCGACACUGGAGGGAACGCAUUGACAGACCAAGCGAACUAGCAAGGCAAAAACCUCUACGGUCCAUCCAAUCAGACAAAUCCAAAGUUAUAUAGGCGACACCUCAUCCCUUGCCCCGCGCAUAUCCCCAUAAUGACUCCGUUGUGGACGGAAAUAAUGAACGUAUUUAAAAAAAUUGAGCAGACUAGAUGGGCCAAAUGGUACUUAUCUGCCGUCACAUUCUAUGUUUCUAUGAAAGAAAAAAACCUUAAGUCUGUUGAGAGCCCCCCCUAUAUAGCGUACACUAGUCUCCAUACCAUCAAGAGGUUCAUGCAUAGCAUUGAUUAGCACGACAAUAUAAAACCGGUGCAGUGCCUUCUCUAUUUAAAUGCCUUGCUGUAUAUACAGGAGUUGAUUGUUAUAACUCUGGUAAUUCAUAGUUCAUUGAAUGUAAAUAUUAUCUUGCACCACAAAAAUAAAGAAUUAUAAAAAAAAAAAAAUAUAUAUAUAUAUAUAUAUAUAUAUAUAUAUAUAUAUAUAUAUAUAUAUAUAUUCGAGCAAGCUGCCAUUUUUGUUUGCUCUAAUGUGUACCAAUGAAAAACAUUGGUUUUGUGUUACACUCUGAUUUGUCCCAUAACUGCAUUUCAUGUGAUUAACAGGUGGAUCACAGUCAGCUGCUGGAGGAUGCCAUGUUAUCAGACGAUGCUAUGGAAACUUCAGCUGGCGAUGCUAAGAAAUAUGGAGGGAAUGAUAAACACCCAUCUAGUCGCACACCUCAAAAAGAAAAAUUUGGAAGUGAAAAGUCAGGUUAUACUGGUUCCAGACGAGGAAAAGGUACACUCCAAAUCCUUCCUUAGUAAUUCAUCAGAUUGUUCAGUUUCAUGAUUAUGAUUAGUUAUAGGAACACUCUAGUGUCCCUUUUCCACUGCUGCAGCAUUGAAAGGGUUAAAAAAACAAAAACAAAAAAAACCAACAACUUUUUUUUUCACUUACCAUAUUUUAGAUCCAAUGUCUCUCUGCGCUGGCUCAGUCUCUUCCUCCUCAGCAUUCGCAAUAACAGGAAGAGACACUAAAGGCAGUCUUGACACUGCAAUGGAAACGUAGUUUCUCUAAAACUGCAAUGUUUUACAUCAGAGGAUUAAAGGGACAGGGACACUGCACCCAGACCACUUCAAUGAAAUGCCUAUAGCGUCCUUAAAGUUGUCCAUUAAAAGUAGUAAUCCCUUUAAGCACUUUGAAUUUAGUUGGAUUUAAAAACCUUGACUUAACCAAUUGGCUUUAUUCUUGAAGUCACCAUGCCUAUGUUUCUGCUGGUUUGCACUACUUUGGAAUUUGUAACACAUCAUUUUCCUACAUGUUCGGAAGAACUUGCCUCUGGUCCACUGGAUCUGUAUAUUAACAAAUUUUUUUUUUUUUCCUUUAAAUGUUUAAGUUAGUCAUGCGAAUCGUAUGGGUGACGGUUUUCGAGUAGGUCAGAUGGAUAGCGGUGGAGAUGGAGAACGUUGGGGAUCAGAGAGAAGUCCAAGUGACAGUCUGACUGAACAGAUUAAUGUGAUCCUGAUGCGGUUGCAGGAGGAUAUGCAGAAUGUUCUUCAAAGGCUCCAUACACUAGAGUCCCUCACUGCCUCGCAGGUACAGGCUCAUUAAUGAAAGAUCACCAUUACAUGGGCUAUUUCAACAUGGCUUUUUAUCGAUAAAAUAGCAGUGAUGAUUCGCUAUAGCUGAAUUCUAUGAAAAAAAAUUCUAAACUAUAUUUUUAGCAUGAUCCUGCCAUCAGCAAUAUCUUGCCUGUUUACGUUAGAAUCCUUAUCUGCUUUGUCUUCUGCUGUUUCCUGUAGUCAGUUUUUAAACGAACAUGCAAAAUUUCAGUCAAAAUAUCAAAGUUGGGAAAAUAAGAUCCUACUCAACAAUUUUGAAUACAAUUUGCAGCACCUUAACGCAAAUUAUAUUAUUAGAGGGAAGAGAUUUAAAUGAAUUCUGUGUCAAGCAUGCAUUAACCAUUCAUUUUUACUUGAAACCGUUUUAAUUUUACCAUGAGCGAUUCUAACCUGCUGCUACUUUAUUACUUUAGUACAGCGGACCAUGUAAAAUUGAAGGAAAAAGCUAUUUUUGCUUUUUAUAGCAGACAUCUAUACAGCAAGCCUGGGAGUGCUAAGGAGAAAUAACAUCAUGAUCAAACGGACAAAACAUUUUGAAACCAUUGCAUUUCUGUAAUAUAAUUUUUGUAUAAUAAUAGUCUAUUACAUAAAUCUAAGCAUUGCUAAAUAAACACACUUUAUGCUUCUGCUUUAGGCAAAGUCAUUGGCUGUUGAGUCAAGUUAUAGAAAGCCUGCGAAAAAGGUAAGAAAUAAGUUUGUGGGGUUUGUUGUGUAUAUUUAUUUACUGAAUUUGUGGAACUGUUGAUGGUGUGAUGUAUAUUUGUGCAAACUGGCUAAUGAGUUUAAAAGGAACAUUUAAUUUUGCUAAUAUAAACCGUUUCAAGUAUUGUAAGCUCACAGGCCGUCUUGCAUAGCCCUCUGUAGGAGAUGUUGCAGACAUUAGACUGAAGACCACAGCCAGGGUUCUGUACUCCUCGUGUAUCUAAUUAUGUAUCAAUUUGUCUGUAAAAAUGCCUGUUUGUUUUGCUUAAUCUGUAAAGUCUGAGUGCUGUAUGAGACCGAUUAAAAAUGUAUUUUAUUUUUUUUUUUAAAUCAUGCUUUUUCUCCAGUUCCACCUCUAUUUGCUCUUUCCGUUUUAAUGUGCAGAUCUGCCAAUUACAUCUCUCAUUCAAUAUCCCUGUGCACGUAUGCUGAUAACAUUGCACAUCUUCAUGUUGUACAUAUCACCUGGGUAUGGGUUCUUUGCUAAUGUCAAGGAAGGGCAGUGGGAGCAGCAUUACCCUCUGAUUUAACCAGGCCUUGUGCUUUGUGUAAAGCAGCUUGUGACUUCAGAGGGAUUUCAGAGUUUGGGUCGAGCAUGCAAGACAGGGCUGGACUGCCAAUAAGAAGCAGCCUUGGAAAUAUCUUUCUACCAGUCCUAUAACUCCUCAUACUAGCAUACUGCCAAGAUAUGUGGAAUAAAAAAAGUUUAAAGUGAAAAUUAUCAGGGAGAAUUUUGACUAAAAUUUGAAAUACACAUUAGAUUUACUCUGAAUUACUACAAUAAUAUUCACUUUUUAGUGGCUAACUUCAUCUCUCUAACAUGAAGAAAUGCACUCAUAUGUUUAAGUAACAGGGCUGAACUACUGAUUAUACACGGUUACACACCUGCCAACAGCUAGACAUUGUCUGUAAGUGUCUGUCCAUUUCUUUAUCUACACACACCUAUCCUUCUCAUUCAGUGCCUCUCUCUGCGGUUUUUUUGUGCAGAAAUAUUUUUUAUAAAUUAAAUUUAUAUAAAAGAUGAGCUAGAGAUAAAAAAAAAAAAAAAAGGCUUAGAAGUUGGGGAUAAAACAAAGCCAGGUUCAUGCUGGGAAAUAAAAGUCUGGAAAUAUAUUAAUUGGCUGUUCUGAAUAUUUUGCACUAUGUCAUUCUAUAGAGUGGAGUGAGGAUUCAUGACUGUAAAGAAGCAGAAUAAUAUAUUCCUGUCAUCUAGAACUACUUUUUUUGCCCCUUAGAGACCAUCUUGGUGGCCCUUUGGCAUUUCUCCAGGAACAGCAGCAUUUGCAAUUAUAUGGCCAUUUGUUGCUCAUUGGCUAAUGAACGCAUAUCUUCAAAGAAAAAGAAGGUAAUUUUCAUGUGUCUUAAAACUUACAAAUGAAGGAAUAACUGCAACAAGAAUAGCACAAUUUUAAUUUGACCAGUAUCUAUUUGGAGUAUUUAACACAAGUCUGAGGAAUGGCUAUUAUGAUCUUUAGCAAAUAAGUUCAAGUUGCUGGGAUUUUUUUUGUUUUUUUUGUUUUCUGAUUCGCACACGAACUUGCUCUACACCGAUUUAAAGGGACACUAUAGUCACCAAAACAACUACAGCUUAUUGAAUUUGUUCUGGUGAGUAGAAUCAUUACCUUCAGGCUUUUUGCUGUGAACACUGUCUUUUCAGAGAAAAUGCAGUGUUUACAUUACAGCCUAUUGAUAACUUCACUGGCCACACCUUAGAUAGCUGUUAGAGAUCCUUCCUGGAUCAUGGCUGCCUAAAAUGCAUCCAAACAUUCAGUAUCUCCUCCCUCUGCAUGCAAACACUGAACUUUCCUCAUAGAGAUUUAUUGAUUCAAUUCAUCUCUAUGAGGAGAUGCUGAUUGGCCAGGGCUGUGUUUGAAUCAUGCUGGCUCUGCCCCUGAUCUGCAUCUUUGUCAGUCCAAAGUCCAAUCCUCUGGGGAAGCAUUGUGAUUGGCUCAGGCUACCACUUCUGAUGAUGUCAGCAGACUGCUUGUUUUUAUGAGCCUAACAGCAUGCAUUGUUACAGCUUCAGGCUUGAAUACAGUAAGAUUUUUACUAUAUUUAUGGAGGCAUGAUGGGCUCGAUGGUGGUUUUAACACUAUAGGGUCAGGAAUGCAUGUUUGUGUUCCUGACCCUAUAGUGAUCCUUUAAGCUCUAAAACAUUGUGACCAUACAGUAUUUUUAAAUAUUUAGGGAGUAAAUCCGCUUUUGUUCCCUAAACACUAUAAUUUUAACAAUUUGUUUUGCAACAGUCAGGGUUGAUUAAAAUGUUACAUUUUUACACCAAAAUAGCCACAUCUGGGAAAUAAUUUUUUUUUUUUUCAGUUCCCCUAUUUUUGACUGAAAUUCUAAAUUUACUUUGAAUUCCUAACAAUUUCUAUUUGACUGCAAAACCCUGAAAAUCUUUAUUUUUAUUGCAUUACAGAAUGUUUAUGAAUUAUUCCUUCUGAUAUCAUGUAGUGGUGUAAUGUUCACCAUAACCUUAUGUUUGUAUCUGUACUAAAAAAAAUAUAUAAAAUUUAUAUAUAAUAUUUUAUAAGGGCAUAAAGAUAUUACAACAUUGUCCACAAGAGUGAUGACUUGGGAAUUAAGAGUCCAAAAGUUGUGGUUGGUAGACUCUUUUUGUUCUUAAAGCACUGUUUUGAUAUUGCAGCAUUGGUAAACACAAGAUGAAAUGUAUUCCGGUAACUUGAAAUUCAUUUCAACAUUCUUUCACCUUUACUUUUAGGAAGUUGACCUGAUUGUGUGAGUUAAAGCUCUUCUGGCUGAAAGAUCAGCAGAGAUGUCCUGCAAUCGACUUAACGUGGAUCGCAAAGGCUGAGACAUGUUCAGUUUGCUAUAGUAAAUUCAUUGCACUACAUGAAUAACAAAAUUAAGGACUAAUUUUACUAAGGCUUGGAAACCAGGAAUAAUAAACCAUGUUGGCUGUAGUAUUAAGAGUUACUUUUACCAUGUAUGAAGACUAAAUUAUUUUUAAAAAAUAUUGAAAGCAUGUAAUAGAUGUAAUAUAAUUUUGCAAAAAAAAUCCAGGACGAUGCAAUUGUAACAGAUGUACAAAUAAAAUCAGUUUGAGAGGAUUGUAGGAAAUUGAGAAUGUUUCCUUGUGUUAAUUUUUUAUUACUAUUAUAAAUAAAACUUACCUGAAAUGAAG